AUGAACUCUUCUGAGAAUCUGUGCACUUCUUCUCUCGACGCUUCUUUCGGACCCUUUGUUGGCCCUGAAUGUCGCGAUGGCUUCGACUUUACUCUCGUCUUUGAGCAAUCCAUUCUCGUGCUGUCUCCAGCCGCUCUUCUCCUCAUCCUCGCUCCUGUUCGUCUUUUUCGGCUCCGGAAUGUCCCCGUCAAAGUCACUGGCCACCGUCUUCGAACUGUCAAAUUGGCGUUGAUCGCUCUUUUGGCUGUACUUCAUCUCAUGCUCGUUGUCCUUUGGGCUAUACGCCCUUCCAAUUCGCGUCUAGAUCGCGUCUCUGUCGCUGCUGCAUGUGUAUCCUUUGCCUCAAGCCUGAUGUCCUGUGUCCUCUCUCGUGUUGAACAUGCCAAAUCUCCUCGUCCAUCCUCUCUCUUGAGUCUGUUUCUAGCUGCGUCUUUGCUCCUUGAUGUCACGCUCCUUCGCACCCUCUGGCUUGUCCCUAUGAGUGCGGCUAUUCCAUCUGUUUUCACGGCGGCCUUUGCUCUGAAAGCGAUUAUUGUCGUUCUUGAAGGGUGGAACAAAGCCCCACAUCUUGUCGCCGGCUCCGGGCCCCACUCUCCCGAAGUCACGGCGGGACUGUACGCCCGAGCCGUCUUUGCGUGGGUAACUCCGUUGCUACUGACGGGAUUUCGAAAGCUUCUGCGGCCGAUGGAUCUGUUUGAGUUGGACGAGGAGAUGGGCUCGGCGGGACUGAUCGACGGGUUUUGGAAGCAUUGGCAUACCCAGAAAGCUCCGGUUCGCAAACACCGGCUGAUCUCAUGUUGCGUCACGACACUGCGAUGGUCUAUCAUUGCUGUUAUUCUUCCUCGCCUGGCUCUUCUGGCAUUCACUAUAUGCCAACCACUCAUUCUCAACCGGCUGCUGGUGUUUCUCGACGAUACCUCUCAGUCUAUCAACAUUGGUUACGGUAUCAUCGCAGCCUACGGUCUUGUUUACUCUGGUAUUGCUCUUUCACAAGCCCUCUAUUGGCAUCGCAAUGCUCGGUCUGUCACAUUGUUGCGUGGAGUGUUGGUGUCUGCCGUGUUCUCCAAGGCCACCGAUCUGAGCAUCACGACAACAGACGAUUCAGCGGCGGUGACGCUCAUGUCUUCUGAUGUCGAUGUUAUUGUGAGGGCAGUCAGAGAGAUCCACGAGUUUUGGGCAAACAUCAUACAGCUUGCCAUAGCCGCUUGGUUACUGAGCACUCACGUAGGCUAUGCUGCUGUAGGUCCCAUAAUUGUGUCGCUCGUAGCACUCAUUGCUACGAUUCUCGUUUCACCUCUGGCGCGCAAGUAUCAGAUCUCCUGGUUAGACAAGACACAGAGACGAGUUGGUAUCACUUCUGCCAUGAUUGGACACAUUAAGAGCAUCAAAGGCUCAGGCCUAACUCAAAACCUGUCUGACACCAUCCUCAACCUCCGAGCAGAUGAGAUCAAAGCCUCAAAACCAUUCAGGAUGGUCAGCAGUGUCACGUCCGCCAUUGCUCAAGUCCCUUUGCUCAUGUCUCCGGUCGUGGCAUUUGCUCUCUUCCAAGGGGUUGCCUCGAAUUCUGGCGAGACUCUUGAUGCUACUAGACUUUUCUCCGCUCUGUCCCUAAUCAUUCUCCUCGCGCAGCCACUUUUCUUUAUGUUUGAGUCAAUUCUUGACAUGAGUGCUGCUUUGGGAGCUUUUGAAAGAAUACAAACAUUUUUGACCCAAGAGUCUCGAAGAGAUUCUCGCCAACAAGAAUCAGUUGCAGAGUUGAACCGACCUGAUCAAGGAGCCAGAGACUCUAUCGAGCUACAAAUACUGAGAGAAUCCUCAUUGCCAUCUACAACAGACUCCAGUAUGAAAGAAGUUGUUAUUCAAGUCUCAGACGCAAACAUCUCUUGGUCAGAGGAUCAUGUCAUCCUUCGAGACUUGUCAUUUGUCGUCGGCCGCAACCAACUUGUCCUACUUCUCAGCCCAGUUGCGAGUGGAAAAACUACUCUGUUGAAAGCGCUUCUUGGAGAAGUUCCCAAUAUAACUGGAUCAAUUGAUGUUUAUAGUAAGGGAACUGCCUGGUGCGAGCAAAGUCCUUGGCUCCUGAACCGGACAAUUCGUGAAAACAUCAUAGGAUACUCGCACUUCGACCCUGUUCUAUACCAAUCUGUCGUUAAAGCUUGUGAUAUAGAGAAGGAUUUCGGUCAACUUCCCCAGGGUGACAACACCGUUAUUGGCAGCAAGGGGCUGGCCCUCAGUGGAGGUCAGAAGCAACGCGUUGCAUUGGCCAGAGCUGUCUAUUCAAAACCUAUGAUUGCUCUCUUCGAUGAUGUCUUUAGUGGACUGGAUGGUCAGACUGCCCAUACUGUGUUCGAGAACCUCUUUGGCGAACGUGGUUUGCUGAGGCAGUGGAAUACGACAACUGUUCUUGCGACUCAAUCGGUCGACUUUCUAUCGUCCGCCGACCACAUCAUUUGUCUUAACAAGGAUGGGAAAAUAUCGGAACAAGGCACAUUCUUUGAUCUCAAAGACACUGAUGGCUAUGUGCACUCCUUACUGAGAGACGGGGUUCAUAGAGACGAAGUCUCGACCCUUGCAACUGACAAUAUCAAAGAACAGGCCUCUAAGAAAGCACAGGCGCCCCCAAAGCAACAAGCCGAUGAAGAAGAUAUGCGCAGACAACGCGGGGACUCGACGGUAUAUCGAUACUACUUCAGCAGCACUGGCGGUCUUUUUAUGAUAGUUCUUUUAGUACUCGAGAUCAUCUGGGCUUUUCUAGAAAGCUUCCCAACAAUUUGGCUGAAAUUCUGGACUGAUGACAAUGCGCAUGGAAACGGUCAAGCGGGCUACUACCUUGGUAUCUAUGCCGCUCUUCAGGUUACGGCAGUCAUCUGGUUUGCUGUUCUUAUAUGGUACUCUAUGAAGUCUCGUUGCACGUACUGGAUACUGACGGUAGUUUGUCAUUGUCCUGGUAGCGGCAAAGUCUGGGAUAACUCUUCACAAGAGACUACUAUCUACCGUAGUCCGACUUGGGGUCAAUCACAACACGGAUAUAGGAAUGGUGGACAACCACCUCCCUUUUGGUCUCGUUGUGACUCUCGCCAAACAGGUUUCUUCGGUGCCAUCGCCAAAGCCGGCCUCCUCGCCUCUUCAAACCCCUAUAUAGCAGCUGCAUUCCCCCUCCUAGGAGCUGUCUAUUUCUAUCUUCAACGUGGUUAUCUCCGUACCUCUCGUCAACUCCGUCUGCUCGAUCUCGAGGAGAAGGCCCCUCUAUACACCCAAUUCCUCGAAACACUCUCAGGCCUAGCAACCAUACGAGCCUUCGGAUGGGGAGAUGCAGUUAUUCAGGCCAACCACACUCUUGUAGAUCGCUCACAGAGGCCUUUCUAUCUCCUCAUGAUCGUCCAGCGUUGGCUCGUCCUCGUCCUCGACCUGACCACCGCAGCCCUGGCUCUUCUUCUCGUUGGUCUCGCGGUUCGUCUUCGUGGGGAAGUCGAUGUAGGUUUAACUGGCGUAUCUCUCGUGCAGCUAAUCUCGUUAAGUGAGACCGUGAACAUGCUUAUUCAGUUCUGGACCUCUAUCGAGACUUCCAUCGGUGCUGUAGCUCGCAUUAAGAAAUUCGCUGAAGAGACUAGCGAGGAGAACUUACCGGGAGAGACAAACCAGCCACCAGUCCAGUGGCCUGACAAAGGAGCUAUACAGAUCAACAACUUGACUGCAUCGUAUGGUGACGGAGACGGAGAAGUUAUUAAAGCUCUUGAUGCAGUCAGUUUGGGGAUCAAGGGAGGGGAGAAGUUAGGUAUCUGCGGUCGCACAGGAAGUGGAAAAUCAUCUAUAUUUCUUGCUCUUCUCAGACUACUAGACUCCACGUCUGGUAGUAUCAUUAUCGAUGAGAUCGCUCUAUCUUCUGUUCCUCGAGAAACGAUCCGUUGUCGUCUCAUCACUCUGACGCAAGACCAGUUCGUACUCCCCGGCACAGUUCGACACAACGUUGAUCCGCUUGGUAUCUACUCCGACGUGGAAAUCAAAGAGGCACUUCGUCUUGUCGAACUGUAUGAUCCAAUCGAACGACAUGGGGGAUUGGAUGCUUCGUUCGAUCAAGACACAUUGAGCCACGGGCAGAAGCAGCUUUUCUUCCUGGCACGGGCGGUGCUGAGGAAGAAUGACGGGAGGAUCGUGCUUCUAGAUGAAGCAACGAGCAGGCAAGUCAAACAAACGAUGCAACUACAAGCUAAGGAACUAAUAGAGCCAUAUGUGGACCAAAAGACCGAAGAGACUAUCAAGGCCGUUAUUGAGAGCGAGUUCAAGGAUCACACCGUCGUGUUUAUCACCCACCGUCUGGAUACGAUCAUCGAUUUCGACCGCGUAAUUGUGAUGGACAAGGGGUGCGUCGUCGAGCUCGGUGAACCAAAGAGUCUCCUUGCAUCAGGUACCAGGUUCAAAGCUCUCUGGGCAACCGGGCAUUGA
Molecule: messenger RNA, 4443 nt
Organism: Fusarium fujikuroi IMI 58289
Lineage: Eukaryota; Fungi; Ascomycota; Sordariomycetes; Hypocreales; Nectriaceae
Product: related to multidrug resistance-associated protein
Biological process (GO): transmembrane transport
Cellular component (GO): membrane
Molecular function (GO): ATP binding; ATP hydrolysis activity; ABC-type transporter activity
Source: RefSeq, a predicted model, not a curated record